Molecule: messenger RNA, 3976 nt
Organism: Sardina pilchardus (European sardine)
Lineage: Eukaryota; Metazoa; Chordata; Actinopteri; Clupeiformes; Clupeidae
Gene: cd40
Product: CD40 molecule, TNF receptor superfamily member 5
Exons: 10
Coding region: 80-1078 (332 amino acids)
Biological process (GO): TRIF-dependent toll-like receptor signaling pathway; defense response to protozoan; defense response to virus
Cellular component (GO): external side of plasma membrane; CD40 receptor complex
Molecular function (GO): antigen binding; CD154 receptor binding
Source: RefSeq, a predicted model, not a curated record
GUUCUUCUGACGGAGAAUACAAACAGUGAGUUGACAGCUGCAUCUCUAUUCCAAACCAGACUCUCCUAAGCUUGUGGAAAUGGAGAAAUAUUGCAUCGUAUUAUUGAUUGGUCUUCACGUCCUGCAGGUCCAAUGCUGCGAUCGCCAAAAGCAGUACCAGAAUGAAAAGGGAGAAUGUUGCAACAUGUGUGGGCCUGGAACAAGGAUGCCUUCCAGUUCCCCUGUCAACUGCAAAGAACCUGCAUGUGUCAAUUGUAAAGACAGCGAAUACCAGGGAGGUUACACAAAGGCUGUGAAAUGUUCUCUGCAACCAUUCUGUGAUCCAAAUCUCAGUAAGGAAUCAACGCACCCCAUAACAAAGGUACAGAUCAGCCCUUGUAGGUGUACGAACGGUCAUCACUGUGACAACCAACAGUGUGCCACGUGUGUCCCGAAUAGCCACUGUCUACCCGGCUACAAGGUUUCAGAAAAUGCCACUCAGGAGACUGACACCAAAUGUGAUGAAUGCCCUCCUGGAACUUUCUUAAGUGUAUCUUCAUUAGAGAGCAGCUGUCAGCUGUGGACAAAAUGCACAAACGGCAAGCCGUUUCAAGAAGGCACUACAACAACUGACAACAUUUGUAAAGAUGGGCAAAGAGUAUCGCACAUUGGCCUUGCUGUUGGUGCAAUUAUUUUCCUGGUGGUUGUGGUCGCUGUGGGUGUUGUGGGUUAUCUCUUUGCAAAAGGUAAAUGUGGAGGCCAAUACACAAAGAAUUGUUUGGGGACAUGGACAUGGAAAUUGGAAAAAGAGAAAGGACAAGAACAUCAAUUUGAACAUCAACUUCUGAAUAAUAAAGACAUUGAGGCUGCUGCGGUGAAUGAACAGACUCCGCGACAAGCUGAGGAAAAUGAGGUCAAGGAUGAAGAGACCGGACCUAUUCAGGAAGAGGAGUCGAGCAGUGCCAAUCAUAUCGAUACCGAAGUACGUUCUGAAAAUGGGCAUAUCAUACAGCAGGAACAGGGCAAAUCCUCGAUCCUCUCACAGACUGAAUCGUGUCCAUCCACAGCAUCGGUCGCAACAGAAUGUGAACAUUGCUAGUUUGUGGCCAGCUCAGUUGUCAUUAUCCCUCCAGGUACAUGUUGUGUAAAUAGCAAAUGAACUUGAAAGAACGAGGUGAAGUCAGGCGCAUUGAUCGCACAUUUCUGUUCUGACACAACUGAAAAUGAAAGCACCACUGAGCAAGACAAAACCUUCUUUUGAGAGCGCACUUGUCUAACUUGUGAUCUGCCUGGUGGUGAUACCUAAGCAACAUAUCUGACACACUGGCCAUUUACACAGUGGCUCGACGUACUUUGGGCCCGAUUUAUUAUUUUUACCGACACAAAUGUGCUGCACCUGACAUUACAAGUAGCCUAUGUUAGGAACAGGUUGAACUAUGUCAGCAACAGGUUGAAGGGCUCACAAGGGCUCACAAGGAGAGAGCAGCUGUGGUCUAAGUAACAUGUCAUUCUGAUGAUUAUGAGGACAAUUCAUCAAUUUUGAUAUGAUAAUAUAAUGGUACAGAUAAAAUAAUGUGAGACUGUCACUUAAUGCUGUGGACACUUGAUCAGUCAAAUAGCACGGCAUGAGUUGCUUUAGCAUUGUUUUUUUUAUUGCUAGCAUUGCUUCUUUACAUGGUCACAUUUCCAGCUAAAACGUCCACAUUAACAUGACAUUUCUUUGUCAGCAUAACUUUUAGCUAGGCGUGUCAUAGGAUUGGCUGUCUUAUAAUAACACUCUACUGUAGGCUACCUAUAGUGCAGGACCUGCUCUUUGACAAGUGCUUGUAUUUAUACUUAAAUAUGGAGAUUGUGUGCUCCAACCACCUCUGGUCAACAAUGACGAUUGAUGAGAUGAGGAGAGGUGAUGAGAGAGGCUACAGUCUUGUUCACUCCAUGGUACUUAACUAAGGGUACUGCCAGGAUUGCAUACAGUAAUUGGCCGACUGUAGUUGGCCGUUUGAGCCAAAAUGUCUAGGUCGGUUUUUUUUUUUUGACCCAGUCCAGACUUACUGAUAAGGCAGUGCAAAGACUGCUGGGGUUUUUUUGCAACCCUUGUCAGUCAGUACUCUGAUAAGUGUCAGCCAUUUUGUUUUUGCCCAGAUGUGUGUGUACACUUCUUGUUUACACUUGCACACACUUGUUUUGGCAAAGCAACCUUUGGUGGAAUCCUGCUGAUGUAUAUAGCUGCUUGCACUCACAAGCAGAUUCCUUCUGCAGAGAUGCGUUAACUCGUCAUACCAGCAUGCCAGUCCAAGUACUCCAUGCUCUUGUAGGGAAUAGGAUAUGGCAUCUUAUUAGUUUAAUAGAUCUGUUGUACCCAAAACACACCCAUAAUUAAUAAAGUAAUGUAAGAGCAACCUCUUUGAACCAUGUGUCUGGCAUCUGCCUAAAGUGGACUGGACACACCCUAAAUGUUCUUAAAUCAUAUACAUGAGUUUUGGAUACUCAAAGUCCACCCACUCGGCCAUAAGGUCAUAAGGCAUGAAAAGAAUAUCAGGCGAGUCUAUGAACAAUAUAGAUAUCUCCCCUCAAAUCACUAAAAUAGGGCUGAAAAUUAUAGAAAUAUGGUUACUUACAUUACAGUAAGGGGCGGGAUAUUUGUAGACAACUGCCAUGGAGAACUCUUGGAGUCCUGUAUCUCCCCCUUAAAAAGUCUCUGGUCAAAAAUAAAGCCCCAGAUUUGUGCUCUAUGGAUAAAAGUGCAUUUGUUAGUGUUUCCCCAGACGACUUUGUCAGGAUUGUGUAUGCCUUCCUGGAAGGUGUGCAAACUCGGCCUGAUUAUUGUAAUAAUAUUAUGUUAAGCAUUACACCACCACCUACUACAUUUCGGCAGCAGUCAGCUAUUAUUGAUAUAUAAAAUGCUUUUACGGUUAUUACCGUAAAUAGCUCUCAUAAGUUAAUGUCACACACUAUGAUGUUUUUGUCCAUUAUGAUAAAUGUAAGCAUGUAAAUGAUUCAAUUACUAAGUGUUUGCUAAUACCAUGUACUGGGGAUUGCCUUUCUGCUGCUAUGCACACAAGGGAGCUGUCUUUGUCAUCAGUGAAUCUCAAAAUGUUUGAACAUUCUGAAAGCACUGAAUUGAUUGUUUUGGGGAUAAGGAUUGUAUCAGAAAAAUAAACUAAAUGAGUGUAUCUGUGUUCUGUUGUGUUGUAGAAUGUAUUUUGUGAUUUAAUUAUUAUGGUGUUUGUUGAACAAUAAUUGUUAAGAAUGACUAAACACCUUAUUUAGACAGUUGUAUUUCAAUGUCAAUGAGAACAAAUGUAUGUAAGCAUCACACAAUUCUAGUACAUCUGAAAACAGUUAAAUAAUCUUGUCCAUCUAAGGUGUUAAAAGUGAAAUGAUCUCUAAUCUUGAGGGAGUACAGUUAGUCAAUAUUCAAAAUGGCAGCGUGAUAUAGGCGAAUCAAUCAAUUAGAUAUCUUAUAUUAGUACCACGUGUGUUGGUGGUGAUGUUUCAAAGAUAUGUCAGCCUGUCUAAAAACAUCUUUGUGCCAACGCUCAUGAUCAUGACAGUGGCCAAGAUAAAACUUUCUUUUUUGGAGCAAGUGAUUGCAAGAGUGAAUGAGAAAAAGAUUUUGCCACCAGCCAGACAAGUUCCUUAAUUCUAGAACAUGAGGGGCUGGAGCUGGGGGGUCCCCUACAGCUGGCUUGAGAUAAUCAGGUGGUUUCCUAAUCUGGCUUCUCGGUUUCCCCCGUCAUGUGCAGCCAGAGCCAAAAACGCCCCUUUUCUGUGUCUCUGGGGAGAUCUUUUUUGGACUUUUUGGAUGCUGACAUGAAGUCAAUCUCUCUGGAAGCACUUGGCUGAGAGGUUCUCAAAGCCACAGUGUUAGGUUCAAAUUAACUACUGUCUUCUGUAGGAACUAUAUUAUGCGUAGUAACAUGGCACUAUGUUUUCCUAUCAAGCUGCGGAUUGAUACAGUUAUCUGAGAUGUAUUGAGUGAACCUGUCCAAGUGAA